Molecule: messenger RNA, 1305 nt
Organism: Parnassius apollo (apollo)
Lineage: Eukaryota; Metazoa; Arthropoda; Insecta; Lepidoptera; Papilionidae
Source: the annotation of a GenBank genome assembly
UUGGGACCAGAAUUGGCAUCUCGCGCAAGUCGCGUUUUAAAAGUGUAUAAUCAGCAAAGCGCGCGCUCGCCUUGGCUAAAGCUCGGGUCGGGCAGCGAGUGCGGCGGCGGAGGGUCGGGCGGCGGCGCGGCCGCUCCGCAGUCGGCGCGCGUCACGUCGAACGGCGCCGGCGGCAUGGCGGUGAGCCGCGUGCCCAGCCCCUUGCACGACGGGAACACCCCCGUCGCCGAGAACUGGUGCUUUACACAGGUGAAAGUGGUGAAGUUUAGUUACAUGUGGACUAUAAACAAUUUUAGUUUCUGUAGAGAAGAGAUGGGUGAAGUGUUAAAAUCAUCGACAUUCUCUGCCGGUGCUAGUGACAAGUUAAAAUGGUGUCUUCGCGUGAACCCAAAAGGUCUAGACGAAGAGAGCAAAGACUACUUAUCGUUAUAUUUAUUAUUAGUGUCGUGUAAUAAAUCAGAGGUACGGGCAAAGUUCAAGUUUUCAAUAUUAAACGCGAAACGAGAAGAGACUAAGGCGAUGGAGUCGCAGCGAGCGUACAGAUUUGUUCAAGGAAAAGAUUGGGGUUUCAAAAAGUUUAUCAGAAGAGACUUCCUGCUAGACGAGGCGAACGGCUUGCUACCCGAGGACAAGUUGACGAUAUUUUGCGAGGUGUCGGUGGUCGCAGACAGCAUCAACAUAAGCGGCCAGAGCAAUGUGGUACAGUUCAAGGUGCCCGAGUGCCGGCUGUCCGAUGACCUCGGUGCGCUGUUCGACAACGAGCGCUUCUCGGACGUUACGUUGGCCGUCGGCGGCCGGGAGUUUCAGGCGCACAAAGCAAUCUUAGCAGCACGAAGUCCUGUGUUUGCGGCUAUGUUCGAACAUGAAAUGGAAGAAAGAAAAAGAAACAGAGUGGACAUAACCGACGUAGAUCACGAAGUCUUACGAGAGAUGCUACGUUUUAUUUACACGGACCGCGCGCCAAAUCUAGACAAAAUGGCCGAUGAUCUAUUAGCAGCGGCCGACAAAUAUGCGCUAGACAGAUUAAAAGUAAUGUGCGAAGAGGCUCUUUGCUUGAGCCUGUCAGUGGAAACAGCGGCUGACACACUUAUAUUGGCGGACCUACAUUCAGCGGACCAGCUCAAAGCCCAGACCAUUGACUUCAUUAACACGAGUCACGCGACGGAUGUUAUGGAUACUGCCGGUUGGAAAAACAUGAUCUCGUCACAUCCGCACCUCAUAGCAGAGGCUUUCCGAGCUCUCGCCACACAACAGCAACAAAUCCCCCCAAUCGGACCGCCUCGUAAAAGAGUGAAACAAGCCUAG